Messenger RNA from Arthroderma uncinatum, 1725 nucleotides. RefSeq lists its product as uncharacterized. Gene Ontology annotation, biological process: anterograde axonal transport. NCBI's taxonomy places the organism in Eukaryota, Fungi, Ascomycota, Eurotiomycetes, Onygenales, Arthrodermataceae. The transcript is spliced from 6 exons. The coding region runs from base 1 to 1725 and encodes 574 amino acids. The record is from RefSeq and is a predicted model, not a curated record. Gene Ontology annotation, cellular component: mitochondrion.
AUGGCUGACGCCGAACCCACCAAGACCGCCGACCCGUCGCGUCCUGAACACCAGGAAACCGAGCCCGUCAUGAAGGAGACUGAUCAGGCCAAUGACGCGGAACCCACCACCGAAGCACCCCAGAAGGCGCAGCCUGAGUCUACAGACGACGCCGAAGAGCAGAAGCCAGCAGAAUCUACUGCUGACGCGGAGGCAGAUGCCGCUGCAGACAAAGCUGAUGGCGGGGAGGGUGGCGAGGCUGCUGGUACGACCGAUCAACCUACCACCGAAACAGCUACCAACGGCACACCAUCGACCGGCAAGAAGGCCGUCAAUGGCAAACGCAAGUCGACAGGCGCCCCGGGACCGAAGAAGCUGAACAAGAAGAAGUCCAUGAACCGCAUAUACCACCUGGACGUGCAGCCAGGAGAGACCUACCUUGCUCGGAUGAAGAGUCACGCCCCGUGGCCUUCUAUCGUUUGUGACGAAGAGAUGCUCCCACCUAGCCUACUGUCGACGCGUCCCGUCACCACCAAGAAACCUGAUGGCACAUACUCCGAGGCGUACGCUGACGGUGGGAAGAAAGUGAAUGACCGAACAUUCCCGGUUAUGUUCAUGCACACAAACGAAUUUGCAUGGAUUCCCAACGCCGACCUCACCCCCCUAAAGCCAGAAGACUGCAAGGAUGUUUCAGAGAAGAACAAGUCAAAGGCACUACUUGCUGCCUACAAUGUUGCCGCCGAAGGCCACGAUCUCGAACAUUUCAAGACCAUGCUCGCUGACCACGAGCGGGCUCUACAAGAAGACCUGGAUGAAAAGGAAGCCAAGGCUGCCGCUAAGGCAGCAAAGCAGGAGAAGAAAAAGCGAAAGAGCAUGGAAGUGGUCGAUGAACCCGAAGACGAAGAAAUGGAGGAUGCAGGCGAGAAGAAAAAGAGCACCAAGAAGCGGAAGAAGGAUCUGGAGAGCGAAGGAGAGCACGAAAAGCCUGCAAAGACGCCCAAGCCAGCCACGAAACUAAAACUGACCACGCCCAAGGCUCCUGGCACUGGUGAAAAAGGUGGUAAGAAAGCCGCCAGCACCGCCAAAGCUUCGAAGGGGAAGUCGAAGAAAGCCGCAAAGGCCGAGGCCAGCGAUGAAGAGAUAGAGACUCCCAAGGAGACUGAGAAGCCGGUCGAUCCACAGGAGGCCAAGGCUAAGCGAGAGAAAGAGAUCCUAUAUCUUCGCUAUAAACUGCAGAAGGGAUUCCUUACACGUGACCAGGCCCCAGAGGAGACCGAGAUGGAGCUCAUGUCCACCUACAUCAACAAGCUGGAAGCCUACUCUGAUCUCGAAGUGAGCAUCAUACGAAGCACCAAGAUCAACAAGGUGCUCAAGGCUAUCAUAAAGCUGCCCACCAUCCCCAAGGAAGAAGAAUAUAACUUCCGAGGACGAUCCAUUCAGAUUCUCUCCAGAUGGAAACAGCUAUUAGAAUCAGAUAUGCCUUCGGCAGGCGAAGCAUCCACCCCCGCGGACAAGCCAACGUCCAACGGCGUACACAAGAAGAACAAGUCCGAGAAGAAGGACGACAAGAAAGCCGAAGACGCCGACGAAGAUGCCGCCGAGCCAUCCAAGGACGGUGACAUCUCUAUGGCUGACGCUGACGACGAGAAGCCCGAAACCGAAAAGGAGAAAGAAGCCGAAGAAGAGGAUAAAGAGGAAAAGGAGGCUGGUACUCCCGCAAAGGAUGCUGAUGCCAUGGAAACAUGA